AUGUAUUCCAAUCGCAUUACUCGACAGCUCACGGUCAACUUGGAUCAACAGCACAUCAAUGUGCGUCCUGUAAUCAAAGGUGCUAUCAAAGAAGCAGCCCACACACUGACAUCAGCUUACAACAACGCAUCAAGCAAUAACAGCGUCCUUGUUGCCAAUUCAUGGCUAUGUCACAGCAGCAGCAAGCAUGAUGAAUUUUUAUACGUGCUUUUCAAAAACAUUGCGAAUGCUGCUACGUUGGCUAGCCGUGAUUACGCUAUUCAAGUUGAAGGAUGCUCAGGCGUUUUGGUGUGGAGCUUACAACGUAAAAGACCUAUUCGGGCAUGGAUACCCCCAUGUCUUGGUGGUACUUUGAGAUUAGCACGUUUGGUUGGAUGGACCUCUGCUCUCAAGAGCGCUAUUCAAUUUCAACCUUCAUGUGCCAAGAUGCGACGAAAACUUAUGGCCGAGGACGAGGACUACAUUACCAUCCAUUAUGUUGGCGUACUACCUCAUGAGAGGAACAAAGGAUACGGCCGUGCUUUAUUGCAACAUGUACUUGAUAAGGCGGAUGCAGCUCAUUAUGCAGUGUAUGCUGAAGUAUCGGAUGCAUACAAUGUCGCAUUUUUCGAGAAAAUGGGAUUCAUUGUCAGAGCCAAUGUUGUGACCAACAACAUCCCCGUGUUUCUAAUGGUGCGAGAACCAGUCAUUAGUCCUCAAUCACCAUCCCCUAUACCCCUUAUCAUUAGCCCUGGUCGUCGAAGGAACUCGACAUAG
Messenger RNA from Lichtheimia ornata, 756 nucleotides. RefSeq lists its product as uncharacterized. The transcript is spliced from 2 exons. Gene Ontology annotation, molecular function: acyltransferase activity, transferring groups other than amino-acyl groups. Bases 1 to 756 code for a protein of 251 amino acids. NCBI's taxonomy places the organism in Eukaryota, Fungi, Mucoromycota, Mucoromycetes, Mucorales, Lichtheimiaceae. The record is from RefSeq and is a predicted model, not a curated record.